CAGCAGCAGCAGCAACACCAUCAACAGCAGCACAGUCCGGUGGAUAUUUAUGCCGCCGCUGCGGCCGCCGCACAUCACAAUCACCAACAGCAACAACAACACCAGCAGCAGCAGCAACAGCAUCACAACCACCAUCAACAACUACAACUGCAACAACACCUCAAAUCUUCAGCAGCGGCGGCCGCCGCGGCCGCAGCCGCUGCCGAAUUCGCCGCGUCCAACCAUCCGUUUUCAAUUACGCGACUGUUGCCGCCACCACCGACGGCUUCGGUCGCUGCAGCUGCGUCAGCGUCCGACAAACCGUCGUCAGCUGCAUCCGUGGCCGCGGCCACCGCGUCGUCCGCGACUGCCGCCUCCGCCGCCGAGAAAAUGUACGAAAUGGCAGCGGCUUCGCAGUACGGUACUACAGCUGGGUAUAACGAUUACUAUCACCCACACGCACACCCACACCAUCCUCACCACCACGGGCACCCACAUCCACACCACCAGCAGGCGUCGCUGUAUCACGCGGCCGCGGCCGCUGCAGCAGCUGCAGCCGCAGCAGCAGCUUCCGGCGGACCGCAAUCGUCCGGGUCGUCAGUAUCUGCUGCAGCCGCCGCCGCCGGAUCGUCGUCACCGUUGUGACAUCACCAUCACCAUCAGCAGCUCCAGCAGCACCACCAGCACCAAUAUCCGCCGCUCGUUUGAAAACGGCGUGAUCGUUCGUGGGCCUGUGGCAACAACGGCGGCAGCAGCAAUAGUAAUUAAUGCAGCCACGUUUAAUUUUUCUUCAAUUAUUUCCAAGUGUCUGUCGCGCACGCAUGCGCGACCGCGGUAUGCAUCCAAUGUGUAAUUUUUAUUUUGUUUUUUAUCUAGUAAUCUCUCGAGUACCUUCUGCCUAUAAACUAUUAUAUAUAUUAUACUCAUAUGUGUUUGAUACCGUCAUGUUUCGUUUUUAGAUUUAUUAUUAUUAUUAUUAUUAUUAUCAUUAUUAUUAUUAUUAUUAUUAU
Molecule: messenger RNA, 989 nt
Organism: Melanaphis sacchari
Lineage: Eukaryota; Metazoa; Arthropoda; Insecta; Hemiptera; Aphididae
Product: hepatocyte nuclear factor 3-beta-like
Biological process (GO): regulation of transcription by RNA polymerase II; anatomical structure morphogenesis; cell differentiation
Molecular function (GO): transcription factor binding; DNA-binding transcription factor activity, RNA polymerase II-specific; RNA polymerase II cis-regulatory region sequence-specific DNA binding
Source: RefSeq, a predicted model, not a curated record